Symphalangus syndactylus (siamang) is the source of this 969-nucleotide messenger RNA. Its product is annotated as olfactory receptor 7G2. Gene Ontology annotation, biological process: G protein-coupled receptor signaling pathway. Gene Ontology annotation, cellular component: membrane. Gene Ontology annotation, molecular function: olfactory receptor activity; G protein-coupled receptor activity. The record is from RefSeq and is a predicted model, not a curated record. Lineage: Eukaryota; Metazoa; Chordata; Mammalia; Primates; Hylobatidae.
AUGGAAGCGAGAAACCAAACAGCUGUUUCAGAAUUCCUUCUCCUGGGACUGAUAGAGGAUCCAGAACUGCAGCCUGUCCUCUUCAGCCUGUUCCUGUCCAUGUACCUGGUCACCAUCCUGGGGAACCUGCUCAUCAUCCUGGCUGUCAUCUCUGACUCCCACCUCCACACCCCCAUGUACUUCUUCCUCUCCAAUCUCUCCUUUUCGGACAUUUGUUUAAGCACAACCACGAUCCCAAAGAUGCUGGUGAACAUCCAAGCUCAGAAUCGAGACAUGUACACCGGCUGCCUCACCCAGAUCUGCUUUGUUUUGGUUUUUGCUGGCUUGGAAAAUUGUCUCCUUGCAGCAAUGGCCUAUGACCCCUAUGUGGCCAUUUGUCACCCCCUUAGAUACACGGUCAUCAUGAACCCCCGCCUCUGUGGCCUGCUGAUUCUUCUCUCUCUGUUGACUAGCAUUGUGAAUGCCCUUCUUCUCAGCCUGGUGGUGUUGAGGCUGUCCUUCUGCACAGACCUGGAAAUCCCGCUCUUCUGUGAACUGGCUCAGGUCAUCCAACUCGCCUGUUCGGACACCCUCAUCAAUAGCAUCCUGAUAUAGUUUGCAGCUUGCAUAUUUGGUGGUGUUCCUCUGUCUGGAAUCAUUUUCUCUUACACUCAGAUCGCCUCCUCUGUUUUGAGAAUGCCAUCAGCAAGUGGAAAGCACAAAGCCUUUUCCACCUGUGGGUGUCACCUCUCCGUUGUGCUCGUGUUCUAUGGGGCAGGUUUGGGGGUGUACAUUAGUUCUGCAGUUACUGACUCACCUAGGAAGACUGCAGUGGCUUCAGUGAUGUAUUCUGUGGUCCCUCAAAUGGUGAACCCCUUUAUCUAUAGUCUGAGAAAUAAGGACAUGAAGGGAACCUUGAGGAAGUUCAUAGGGAGGAUACCUUCUCUUCUGUGGUGUGCCAUUUGCUUUGGAUUCAGGUUUCUAGAGUAA